UCCUCGCCGUAAACAUAACUAGUCACAACAGUGCGGCCCAGAGCGGAAGCAGCCAAUCAGUCGAUCAGCAAGCAGUUAACAAGUUGAUCAGUUAACCAGUUAACCAGUUGAGAGCGAACCGGAGCUCUUUAACAGGAGCAAGUUUUCUCAACAAAACGAACGAAAAGGCCAAUGCGGGCAAAGUGAACGUGCGACUUGUUUGGCGGUCUUUCAUUUUUUAUUAAUAACAUUCUUCUUGUUGUUGGUAUUAUAACAUUAAACAACAACAACAAAUUCAUUGUCAACGCUGCCCUCGCAUUCCAAGCCAAAAUGACGCGCAUGCCAAUGAACGCAGUCACAGCGACGCCUCUGCUCCUAAUGCUGCUGCUGACGACGAUGCCGACGCAAAUCUUUGGCAGAGCUGCCGGAAUAACGAGUGUCACAGAGACAACUCCAUCGGAUGAGGAGACAACAUAUGCAGGCGAUUUAGAAACAAAUACAGUUACCAUCGAAGUGGACUCGGAGGUUAUUCUAACCACCGAGGAGGGCAUACAGAUGUUCACCCACAUGCCGGAGAAUGGACAAGCAACCACGGAGGAACCAUUGCCGGAAUCGGUGAGACAGCAGUUGGAGCAGGAGCGGGCCGAGCAGGAACUGCGCAAUCCAACUACAGAAACGACAACAACACCACUUUCAAAUAUUGCAGAAAAAUUGGUAGCAAGCAAUUUGACCACAACAACAACAGAACAAACAUCAGCAGCAAACACAGAGCGAUCAGCAGAAUUGGCACAAUAUCGCGACUAUCUGCAGAUGCAGGAAGAUUUACUUAUGGAAACGGAGAAACUUGCUGCCUACAUAGAAACAGCAACAAUUUUGCCAGAUAUAGCAAAGCCCAUCAACAAUCUGGAAGCCCAUUUCAACACAGAAGACACAGCUAUGAUUGCCGAGUCAGCCAAAUCGAUCGAUGGUGAUGAUGAAACCACCCAGACAGAAUCUCAGCAACUGGAUUCCAGCACCAACGAACCGAUUCUGUUUGAAUCGUUCUCAACGGCAACCGAUUCAAACCUCCUGAUGGAAACCACAAUGAUGCCAAACAAUGAUACGAACGAUUUUAAGACAUCUCCUGUAACCGAGUCAGACUCAGAGCUUGUCACAAACAGACCCACUGAAAGCGACUACGACCCCAUUCAAAAGUCACUGUUGCAUUUCCUUGGCGUGAUGAGUUCGAAUGCGGUUGCCGAAAUGCCCAAAAUGGAGCCAGAAGCUCAAUUUAGCAACAACGAAGAGGCCAAGCUAGAGUUUACAACUGACAGUGCUCUACCAGAAAGUAGCACUACAGAGGCAAUGCCUGAAACAACAGUAUACAUCGCACCACCAGAGAGUAGCACCAUCCAUAUUACUGAAACGGUGCCUGAAACAACAAUUGCCCCACCCAGAGAACAGUCCAUGUUGGCAACCAUUUUGCUGACAACUGCAAGAGCUUCUGAAACCAUGACGACACCAUCAACCAUCAGCAGUAGCACCACCACAGAGUCAGUUCUGAUUCCAACAACUAGUACCACUACUUCAGAGUCAGUUCCGAUUCCAACCAUCAGUAGCACCAUUUCAGAAUCAGGUCCAAUACCAGCCACCAGUAGCGCUACUACAGAAUCAGUUCUGAUUUCAACCACCAGUAGCACCACUACAGAGUCAGUUCCAAUACCAACCACCAGUAGCACCACUACAGAGUCAGUUCUGAUUCCAACCGUCAGCAGCACCACUACAGAGGUAGUUCCGAUUGCAACUGCCAGUUGGACUACUACGGAGUCAGUUCCGAUUCCAACCAUCAGCAGCAUUACUACAGAGUUAGUUCCGAUUCCAAUCACCAGUAGCAUCACAUUAGAGUCAGUUGCAAUACCAACCACCAGUAGCACAACUACAGAAUCAGUUCCGAUUCCAACAACCAGUAGCACAACUACAGAAUCAGUUCCGAUUCCAACCACCAGUAGCACCACUACAGAGUCAGUUUUGAUUCCAACUGCCAGUAGCACCACUACAGAGUCAGUUUUGAUUCCAACUACCAGUUGGACCACCACAGAGUCAACUCCGAUUCCCACCACCGAAGUGAGACCACAGCCAACGCGUGCCCCACGCAUCGAGCGCAUCUUAAAUACGGAUGGUGUUGAGGUGCUCUAUGGUUACUCAUCGGUGGUGCGCACGAAUCGAUCUUAAAGUCGCACCACACGCAAAUUACCAAAUAUAACCUUGUCAAGGUCAACUUGCCAUACAACGCAACAUUGUCGUGGAUUUUCCAAAUUCUAAACGAGUUAAAUAUUAAAAUAUGUAUAUUGUGAUAAACGAAAAGAAGAGAGAAAAAAAAAAAAAGCGGACACACAAAAUGAUACACAAAUCAUCUUGCACGAAUUAUUGUGUUGCUAUAGAAACGAUUUUAUAAAUUAUAAAUAAAGCUUGUAUUACAAUAA
Molecule: messenger RNA, 2441 nt
Organism: Drosophila grimshawi
Lineage: Eukaryota; Metazoa; Arthropoda; Insecta; Diptera; Drosophilidae
Product: flocculation protein FLO11
Exons: 1
Coding region: 310-2190 (626 amino acids)
Source: RefSeq, a predicted model, not a curated record